AUGUCUUUGCAUAAUGUUAGCAGUUCUAUGGGCUGUUCUGCUAAAAUCAUUCAACGUUGGACUAUAGAUAAUUGGGAAAGAGAAGGGCCAACAGAUAGAUCUACAGCUUUGGAUGGGUCGAUGGAUGCUACUAUUUUUAUGCCAAAUGUAUUCCCCGCACUUAUUGGCUAUUUGUUCGUCAAUUUUUUUCUUGUUGCAAUUUGCAUAACAUUGGCCCUUCCAGCAGGGAUUUUUGUUCCUUCUUUUGUGAUUGGUGCUUGUGGGGGCAGAAUUAUUGGAGAAUUGAUGGUUGUUAUGUUUCCAGCGGGCAUUAGAGGUGUUGAUGGCCCCCAAAUUUAUCCUGGCUUGUAUGCUGUUGUGGGAGCAGCAGCCUACACAGGCGCAGUUACCCAUUCAUUGUCUAUUGCCGUUAUUGUUUGCGAAACUACUGGACAACUGAGUCCUUUAUUGCCUGUUUUAGUAGCCCUAAUGGUGGCUAAUGCUGUCAGCUCUUUUCUACAGCCUUCUAUUUACGAGUCAAUAAUAAACAUUCGAAAAUAUCCUCACUUGGCAGAAUUGCCCCCUUCACGUAUUAGUGUACACACACUUAAAGUUGAACAGAUAAUGGUUCGAGAUGUCGUUUUCAUUACAAAAUUAACUAGCUACAAAGAAUUGAGAGAAUUGCUUCUGGCUACGCCUCAUUUGAGAUCUUACCCUUUGGUUACUGACGAAGGUGAGAGAGGUGUUCCCUUCGGACUAUAG
Molecule: messenger RNA, 741 nt
Organism: Meloidogyne enterolobii
Lineage: Eukaryota; Metazoa; Nematoda; Chromadorea; Rhabditida; Meloidogynidae
Source: the annotation of a GenBank genome assembly